CAAUUAACAACCCACACCAUCCCUCGUUCAAAAUGCAUCCACUCUUCAUCACAGAUAUGGCAAUCCGCCUGAAAAUGGUUUUGUCACUUCUCCUUUCAGCAGCAUUUCUGGUUUCAACCGGUCAUGGCUCUCUACUACUACUGGAGCUGCCGAGAGAGAUCCACCCGCUAAGGCCGCGGUCGGGAUCAGCCGGCGACCAUGUCGCCGGCCUGUCUUGCCUGAGUUGGAGGCUUGGCGUGGAGACCAACAAUUUGAUUGGGUGGAAAACCGUCCCGCAGGAAUGUGAAGGGUAUGUGGGUAAUUACAUGUUGGGAGAACAGUACCGGAGCGACUCGAGAGUGGUGGCCGGUGAGGCUCUUGUCUACGCCGCCGGGCUCGACCUCGCCGGAGACGGCAAGGAUGUGUGGGUGUUUGACGUUGAUGAGACUACGCUCUCCAAUUUGCCUUACUAUGCCAAGCAUGGAUUCGGGGCGGAGCCGUUCGAUCCAACUCCAUUCAACGAAUGGGUAUUGGAAGGGAAUGCAUUGGUGCUGCCAGAAUCCUUCACACUCUACCAGAAGAUAGUGUCGUUGGGGAUAAAGGUUGUGUUCCUAACUGGGAGAACUGAAGAUCAAAGAUCUGUUACAGAGACCAACCUCAAGAAUGCAGGCUACUACACUUGGGAGAAACUCAUUCUCAACAGGACGUCGUCGUAUUCGGGGAGCACGGCGGUGACGUACAAGUCGAGUGAGAGAGGGAAGUUGGAGAAGGAAGGGUUUAGGAUCGUGGGGAAUAUGGGAGAUCAGUGGAGUGAUCUGUUGGGCACCAGCACGGGACUCCGUACCUUCAAACUCCCUGACCCAAUGUACUACAUUAGCUAGAGCCUAGAGCUCAACCAAACCAAAAUUGUAUGUCUGUCAAAUAUUAAUGGUGCUGGUGGUGGAAAAGAGUUUAAUUGAACCCGUUUGAUAAAAUUGGUUAUCCACUCAUGGGUACCAAAUUAAUAAGCUGUCUUCUGUGUUGUCGUUCAUUAAGUCUGAUUCUGAUUAGUUAAUAAUCAUAAGGGAGAACCAUCUGUGAAAUUAAUCACAUGUCCUGGUGUAUUAUAUAUUAUUACUAUGUCAUGAUGAUGUGAUAUAAAAGGG
Linum tenue is the source of this 1124-nucleotide messenger RNA. The record is from the annotation of a GenBank genome assembly. NCBI's taxonomy places the organism in Eukaryota, Viridiplantae, Streptophyta, Magnoliopsida, Malpighiales, Linaceae.